CUAUGAGUCGGUGUUAUUAACUUUUAAUAGCGCGAUUCAGAUUUUUUAAACCGACUUCAAUUUCAUAGAAGGAGGAGGUUCUGUAUUCGGUUGUGGUUAUUAUUAUUAUUCUCCGAUUACUCCGACACCCGUGAUCCGAUUUUAGUACUUAAUUCUUUUUUUGUUUGAAUGGAGUUACCUCCAAGUUGGUCCCAUUUUAAUUUGGUUCUGAUCUGAUGAUGGGAUCCAUGAGGAAUUGAGGGAACUCCUUAUUUUUUAAAGGCUCGUGUAUGGUGAUUUGGGUGUUUUCUUAAGCAACUCGAGCAUUUUCUUCGGUCACCAGUUUGAUGGUUCGAGUGAUAAGAAAAAGAUGAUACACCCACGAAUUUAAAGAUUAAAUUCAAAAGAACCUUAGAUUCUUGGAAUUGCGUCUUGGUACAUAUCGGUACAUGUACCUAACUAUUUAAAAUCUAUUCCCAUCGAAGAUAUAUUAUAGAUACACCUUCCCUUGGGUAGGGUAGGUAGUUCCGGUUCAUUUCUAAAACUAAUUUUCCUACAACUGUCGGAAACAUUAACUAGCGAAAAGAAAAUUUUGUGAAACAUUUCCGAUUGGUACCGACAACAUCCACACUUCGGAACUCUAUUUCGGAAAGUGCAUAAUGUUAUUCUUACAUAAUUACCCGUCUCGGUCAAGUAGAUACGUCGUGUAAUGUAAAUAACAACCUUUGCUUUCCGACACGCACUUACCCAAAUUUAUCAAUCAGGUGAUUGUGCGUAUUAGAUUAGAUUGUAAAAAUAUUAGACAUCUUGCGCAUUCAGUAGCAGUUCAUGAAGCGGCGCGCACGCAGCAUGGCGCACGACUUGAACAGCAAGGUCGCGCUUGUAACGGGCGCCGCUAACGGCGUGGGCGCAGGGAUGGUGAGGCUGCUGCUGGCUGAAGGAGCGAAGCACGUCGCCAUUCUGGACAUCGAUGAGACUAGAGGAACAGCGUUCCAAAACGAAUUAAACGCUGAAUAUGGCGCCAAUAAGAGCAAGUUCUACCAGUGCGACGUCACGAACGACGAUCAGCUGUUCGCAGCGUUCCAGUCCGUCGUAGUGGGCCAUGGGGGCCUCGACCUGGUAGUCAAUAAUGCUGGCAUCAUGAACGAUGCCCCACACGUGUAUAAGAAAGAAAUUUCGAUUAACGUGACUGCUCUGAUCACCAGCACCUUGAAAGCCCUAGAGCUGAUGCGUAUAGACGAAGGCGGUAAAGGUGGUACCGUCAUCAACAUAGCUUCUAUCGCCGGCCUUUGCCAGAGGUCCGUCAUGCCCAUCUACUGGGCCACCAAGGCAGCUGUUAUCCAGUUCAGCAACUGUAUAGGCAAAGAGGACUACUACGAGAAGACGGGCGUCCGCGUCCUGGCAAUGUGUUUUGGAGCCACCGACACUAGUCUCCUCAGCGGUCAGAAGCUAGGAUCGCUCGACAAGAACGUGGAUGGCGAAAGCGUCUCCAACGUAAUUCACGAAUUCCCUUUACAACGGAUGGAAUCAGCAGCCCAGGGUGUGAUCGAUGCGUACAAGAAAGGCUCCAGUGGAAGCACCUGGGUCGCUACUCGGGACCUCCCCGCCAAGGACAUAACAGACAACGUCAAUAGGGCUUAUGAGAUCUUCGGCGAACAUAUUUGAUCGCAUCUAUAGCGAGCUGCAAAAUUGCAUGGACGCAUUGUGAAAGGAAUUUAUUCAUAAAGUGGCCAUGCCCUUUUGCAGCUGGGUGUACAUAUAUGUAGGUAAGCAAUCAAAUCAGUGGGGUUCGUAAAUUCAAAUUAGUUAAAUACAGUGAAAAAAAAACCGGAAAUUU
Messenger RNA from Cydia pomonella (codling moth), 1816 nucleotides. RefSeq names its product 15-hydroxyprostaglandin dehydrogenase [NAD(+)]-like. Lineage: Eukaryota; Metazoa; Arthropoda; Insecta; Lepidoptera; Tortricidae. The record is from RefSeq and is a predicted model, not a curated record. The coding region runs from base 808 to 1644 and encodes 278 amino acids. Gene Ontology annotation, cellular component: cytoplasm. The transcript is spliced from 5 exons. Gene Ontology annotation, molecular function: oxidoreductase activity, acting on the CH-OH group of donors, NAD or NADP as acceptor.